Lolium perenne is the source of this 2015-nucleotide messenger RNA. Lineage: Eukaryota; Viridiplantae; Streptophyta; Magnoliopsida; Poales; Poaceae. The record is from RefSeq and is a predicted model, not a curated record.
CAAGAUUCAGACCCCUGACUCGCCACGAUCACAGACGAUCAGGCUCAUCUCCCCACACCGCACACCAUUCUUCUAAUCUACUACUCCUGGACGUCCACACACACCUUAGCUUUUUUCCAAAGCUCAAACUAUGUCCAAAUCUCGCGGCACAAAAAGGCAGCGAGCUACCAGCAAAAUGAGAGCGUUGAUUUCAAUGAGUGUACUCCACCAUUCAGUGACUGGAAUCGCAGCGAUCAAUACGUAUCGUAGUUUAGAUAUAUAGAUACUUUAGUCUAUGGAAACGUUUUAUUUUCUGCCGCUUUAAUAGUGUAAAAGAUAGAUAGAUAGACUGAUUGACUUUGUGGAUGGAAACGAAAGAAACCAUUGGUCGCAUCUUCUCCAUCCUACGUACACUCCCUCUUUCGGUGCCGAUAUAGACGAGGCUGUGCGCACUCUUUGCACCAGCACGUGCGCAUCCAUCCAAAGGAUACCAGAUCAAGCAAAUCCGAGGCAGCAACCGAUCCUACCACCAAGCUUGCGACACAUUCCCGGGCCAUGACGACCCCCUCACGUUCCCGGCAUGUAGCACGCAUUGGCGAUCACAUCCUACAUAUACUAGUCUAUAGCCUGCGCUGCCCAGCAGGUGCAUUUGCUUGAGAGCGAUGGAGGGAGGAGGAGGAGGGUGCAGGAUGGUGGCGGAGGCGGCGAGGCCGGCGGCGGGGAUGGUGGGGGUGCAGUUACUCUUCUCGGUGCUGAAUAUUCUCAUCAAGCUCGCGCUCAACGACGGCAUGGAUGCACGCGUCUUGGUCGCCUAUCGCUUCAUGUUCGCCUCCGUCUUCCUCUGCCCCAUCGCCUUCUUCGUAGAGAGGAAGACAAGACCACCACUAACCAAGAAGGUGCUACUACACUUGUUCUUGUGUGGGUUGUUCGGAUUUACUGUAAACCAGAAUUUGUACGUGCUGGCUAUAAAGUUAACUUCAGCAACCUUUGUUACAGCUAUCGCAAACCUCACUCCUGCAGCAACAUUCAUUCUUGUGAUCUUGACAAGGCUCGAGACUCUCAAACUUAGGGAGACUGCUGGACAAGCAAAAUUUGUGGGAACCCUUGUCGGCAUGGGUGGUGCAAUGUUACUUACAUUCUACAAGGGACCAGAGUUCAAACUACUCCACCGGCUGCCUCAUCCCAAGCUUGGCCACAUCAGCGAAGCACACCACUCCCACCCACCAUCAACCAGCCAUCAAAUUGUUGGUUCAUUUCUUGGCAUCAUAAGUUGUUUCAGCUAUGCAACGUGGCUUGUCAUCCAGGCGAAAGUGGGUGAAGUUUAUCCGUGCCACUACUCGAUUGCUGCAAUUGUGUGUUUCUUCGGGGCAAUUCAAUCGACUAUAAUGGCUGUCUGUGUUCAGAGAGAGAUGGAACAAUGGAGAUUAGGACUUAACAUCAGAUUGUACUCAUCAGCUUACGCGGGCUUGAUAGCAUCCGGAUUUGCGUUCCCGUUACUAUCAUGGUGCCUGCGAAAGAAAGGGCCACUCUUUAUUGCUGUGUUCAGCCCUUUGAUGCUCAUUUUCGUUGCAGUUCUGAGCUCCCUUCUUCUCGACGAGGCCUUGUACUUAGGGAGUGUGCUUGGUUCAAUCCUAAUUGUGGGUGGCCUAUACCUGGUACUUUGGGGAAAAGCAAAAGAACAAGCUAAGGUGUCGAAAGAAGACAAUUUAGACCACCAGAGCCAACGUGGAGAGCUGGAGCAGACAUCCACUGUGUAGCGUUGGAAAUGCUCUACUCACUCUCGCUUGAUUAAACUCAAGGAGUGGCGCAUAGAGCUUUGAGAGUGAUGCAUAGAGCUUUGAGAGCCGAUGAGGAGCACUGAAUUGACUCUAAUAAGACCCAAUGAGGAGAACUAAAUUGAGACCGAUGCUCUAGUAAGACUGAGCUUUGGCGCGAUCUUGAGAAGUCUGAAUAGCCCAAUUCCAUAGUUGAGCUUAUGUUACAAAUUGCCCUAGUAUUGAAUGUUCUUUGAAUAAUAUAAUAUUGGCAUGUGCUUC